AUGUUAGAUUACGGUAUUCGAAUAGAGAAACCCAUAUUCUGUCCAUUACGGUAAAAGGUACACAGUACUGGCCAAUCAGCGGUUCCUGGGCGUCCAAAGAGGAACUUCACAGUGAGUCAUUUAUCACAUUAGACGCCAUAAACGUUCAAAAUACAUGAUAUUUGUUGCUGACAUUAAACCUAAAAGCCACUUCUGUUCACAGACAGCGCUGUUCGUGGGGCAGAAGGGAUUUCCGGUGAGUUUUGGUCAUUUUAUCUUGGUGUAAACAUCAAACCGACGAUCAAGUAAUGCUGUAGAGACCAUAGACUGUAUAGAGUUUGGAGAGAGCUGAUUUCGCCUUCAACAUACGAGCAAAUGGUAAUGUUAAUGUUGACUUAUGUCUCUGAUCGGUUCAUAUGUGUAGCUUAUAUAUUUAGUGUCUGUUGUGGAUUUCUUUAUUAUGGCUGGAUGCCUGUUUUUUUUAGUAUACACAACUUGUAAUGGUCAUUUUAUUUACUUUUAAGUGGAAGUAACCUGUUGUUUUUCCUACACAAAGAAAGGGCACCAAACCUUGUUGUUGUACCAGAGUGAAAUCUUAUUUUCAACAGUGUCUGAAACUAAAAGACUUUGACUUUUUCCCUUUCUGCAAAGUCUAACCACAUUAAUACUGCAGUUUGGAGGGUUUCUGACUCUCACAGUGCUGCACUAUUGUUUGCAUGUUGUAUGUAAAUAAUAUCUCUCCUGGAGUCCAGUAAAGCUGCGAAGAACCGUCUGUUGCAUGCUUUAUAUUUCUAGACUUUGCUCCCUUUUUAUGGUUGCUUUUACCAACACGCCCAGGACUACAGUUGUAUAUAUAAAACUUGCUUGACGAUUCAAAAAUGUUGCCUGUCCACUCGUCUGUAUACUCAGUGCUGUGAAGGAUUGUAAAGCUUUGUUAAUAGAUUAAAGGGAGAGGCUCAGAUAUACAGUAACUGAUGUGUGUUUUUUUCCUCUCUGCAGAAAUGAGGACGCCCCAGCCUGCAGAUGUGGUCCAAGAAGAGCAGCAGCAGGCCAUAUGUGGAAGGAGCUUAUCCUCAAACUUUGCUCCCCUAUGUCUGGAAAACAAGAUCCUGGCUCAGACCUCUUCUCUCUCAGCUCUCCAGCCCACUAGCUUGUCCUCUACCUCCUCCUCCCUUCUCUCCACCUCUUCCUUCCCACCCUCCUUCACCUCUCCUCUCCUUAGCACGGAAAACAAGCUUCUAAAAAGUGAAUCGCCUCUUUUUUCCGUCUCACUGACCUCAUGUUCAACCAUCCCAAAUAAACCCCUGCACUCAUCAUCGACCAGAAGUCCUCUUGUUCAUCCUUCUUCUGCACUCACUCCUGUUUUGGGUGGAGAAAAGAAUGUCGAUAGAGAGAAUGAGGGUGAAGAAGAGCUCUUUCGAGUCAUGGAGUCCUUUUUUGAAGACUCAAGUGUGGUACAUAAAAUAAUCCUCUUUUCCACCAUGUCUUCUGCAUGCUUUAAGUGUCAAUCAAACUAUUUCAGAGCAUGUUUAAUGAAUACUCUUGACAGCAUCUCUUUUUUAAUGUGUCUCCUUCUGCGUUAGAUCGGCUCUGAGGAAGAUGAAUGUUCAUUUGUGGAGGAAGAUAACGCUGGAUCCUCCAUGGAUUUAGCUACUCUGGGAACAGAUUUGUGCAACCAAGAACCUGAUCAAUCUGUGGUGAUCAGACAGGAGGAGUUUGCUGAUCUGGAGAGGAGAAAUGAUCAAAUUGAAGAGGAGCUGAAGGAUAAAAAGGUUUGUCAUAGAAAGACAGAGAAACCUCACCAUAUCUGUUUCUGAAAUUUGAGCAUAUAUUUGAUAUUUUUUCUGUUCCUCAGUAUCUCCUGUUGAACGCCGUGUGUUGCUCCCUCAUCAAUAAGAUGAAAAACCCGGGUGACAAGGAGUGGGACUCAGAGAAGAGUGUUUGGACCAGCAUCAUGAACCUGGCUAAGGAUAUUUCUGACUCUGACCCACAGUUUCUUCUCAAGGUGAGCAAAAAGUAAAGCAGUAAAAUAAAUCAAAAGUCAUAUAACAUUGAAGGGAGAAAGCAAACAUAUUAGUAAUACAGGUGCAAACAGCUAUAAAAGCAAUAAAAACAACCAGAGCAAUAAAAAUGAGGGAGUAAAGUCAUCAGUAGAAUAAUAAGGAAUAAAAUACAAUUAAAUUUAAAUUAAAAAUGAAAAAAGGGUCAUUAAAACAGCAGCUGGGCUUCAAGUGCCCUCAAGUCUCAGAGGGGGGAGUAUCUGUCAUGAAGCCUGGGUUAAACUAAAGAAAAGGACCCAAAUGCAGAGCAAAGGAUUUAAUUUAAAAGAACUAAAUGGAAAAAAACACCAAAAAUUUUCUUUAAAAUGUCCAACUAGAAAAAUCUAAAGGCAGAAUCUAAGAAAAGACACUGGGGAAAAAAACCACAAGGAGACAACUGGGGUAACAAACAUACACACACAAAACGACAUACAAUGAACUAACAAAGACAGAGGGGAAGACGGGCUGUGUCCAAAAUGAAUCACUCAAUUCCUGACCCCUAACCCCUGUAUGGGGUUUCACUUUACAGCUGACUAUGAAGUGAGCUCAAUCACCGGAGGUUUCAGACACUACAUGGCGAGAUGCAAUGCAUGACGGGAUGCCCACCACCAGUGAGUGACCAUCGGAUGGUCACUACAUUUUGCAAUGCUCUAUAGGAAAUUUUGAGUUGCCUAUACGGGGCAUUGGAGUUGAUCACUCAGGUUUCGGACACCCCUCAAAAUGGUGCUAACCCCCAUAUAAUCUCCUUUAUAGGGGUUAGGGAUCCAUUUCGGAUACAGCCAGGGACUAUAUACACACACUAUAGACAGAGGUAAAACUCAUGGGUGAUUAACGAAGGAGGGAAAACUUGGAAAGUAAAACCAGACUAGAAACACAAGGAAUCAACGACUACAAAAUAAACACCGGAAACUGAUCCAAAGAAUAAAAAACAGAGAACAGGAGGGAAACAGGGUCAAACACAAACUGAAAACUCCCAAGACUGGACUUCAGGGGAUCAGGAACAAAAUGCACUCAAAUACAACCAGGAGCAUAACUGAACAGAACAGGUCAUGAAAGUAUCUUCGAUCUCCUGCAUAACAAUUAAAGGAGGCGCAGUGUGGCUGAAUUAUUUGACUAAGUGGCAGCCAAUUAUUGGAAAAUGAAAUUGGACCCAAAACUGAGCCUUGAGGUACACCACAGGUGAUAGUGAGAUCAAAGAGGAGUGAUUACCUACGAAUAACACCAGCUAGGUGCACUAUCCCUGAUACCCAUGCAGAUUUUCUGUAACAUUUCACUGUAACAGCAUGAUUAACUCUGUUAAAAUCACACAGGUGGCAGUUUACACUCGACAAGAGCUGAACAUUCGCAUCACAGCAAACUUCCUGUUGGCUCUGGCUGCUCAUCAACCGUCCACCAAGUCCCAUGUCCGCAGAUACUUCUGUGCCGCCGUACAGCUGCCCUCAGACUGGCUGGAAGUGGUCAGAAUCUACACCACUGUAAGUGCUUCAAUGCUGGUGUUGCAUAGUAUUAACAAAUACUUAUUAGUCUGGUUAUUAAGACACAUUUUAUAAUUGCAACAUAUGUGGGAAUUGUCCUUUUUGCAUUUGGAUUUCAAGUUCAAUUUGAUAGAGAUAUACAUGUUUCCUUACAUUUUGAGGAUAACAUUUGAAUAAAAGUAAAUCUCUGCAGUACUACUGUACCUCAUAAUGCUGUACAAAAUUAAAGCUAAGCUGCAGCUGAUCCUUUUCUAAUGUUCCUGCCUAGUUUGAACACCAAAUUUGUCUGUUUCCAGUGUUUCAGCCGCUCUCUGCCGAUGUGCUUAAAGAAGGCGAUGGUUGACAAAUUCAAGCAGUUCAAUGAGUACCAGUUGGCUAAAUACAACACACGCAAACACCGCUGUAAACACUACCGAAACAAAAGCAAGGUAAGGAAGUGUUCAAAAUGGUUUGUUCUUUUUUUAAAUUUAGCAAUAGUUGUUUCAAAAUCAUUAACUUUGUUGAAUGUUUCUGAAGCCAAAAAAACAGGACCUGAAAAAGUGGGCGGACCUGCUGCGAUCAGAUGAAACUAUUCUGUCCAAGUUUGUAAGUAUUGCACAUUUCUCCUGUUAGCAACUCUUGAAUCUGUCACAGUUAUUGCAUUUAUUUUUUACUAGAAUUGGCAUUCGUGGAAGCACAGGACUGUAAAAUCACCCAAGUAAACAAUGAUGUAUAUAUAUGGAUGUGUGUGCAGUUGCAGAUAGAGGGCAGGAAAGCGGUGGAUAAAAAGCAGAGUGAGUUCAGUAUGAAGAAGAUGAUCAAGCGGCUUCACAUUAAAGACCCAGCUGAACACGUAAUGGCCAUACUGGGAAAAAAGUAAGCAACACAGCGAUCCAAAAAAAAAAACAUUAAAGUCUACCAAUAGUAUGUUAAAAAUGAUGUUUUAAAUGUGUUUACAGCAAAGCAAUGAGGUCAAAUAAAGUUUAAUGAGAAUACUUUUCUAUAAAGAUAUUUAAAAAUAUAUUUAUUUAAUGCAUCUACAGCUGAUCAUGAUUAUAUAAAGAAAUCUUUGACAUAAAACAUAUUCAAGGUAGAAUGAAAGGUGAUUGGAUCUAGGGUUGUUUAUAUGUCUAUCCUAUAAGCAGGUAGGUUAAAUACACCUGUGUUGUUCUCAGGUAUCCUGCUGAUAUGAGGUCUUUCACUAAAAGUGGGAUGAAGGGCUCAUGGGACAGGGAGCGAGCCGGGCAGCGGAUGAAGCUUAAGCAGCCAGAGACGUGGGAGCGGCUGCUCAGCCAGGAGGGAAACAAGGCUGCUACCUGGGAGAAACUCAUAGGUGUGCUCAGCACAAAUAUUUAAAACGUUCUUUAAGUUUGUACAAAGAAUUUUUUUUCCCUUUGUUGUGCUGGCUGUCGCAAAAUCCUUACUAGUCUCUAAUAACAGAAACGGGACGACUCACUUUCAUUGUAUCAAUCCGCCACAAGAGGUCCGGAGGAAGUUGACGUUGGUCCAUUUACAGUCAAUGAAGAGAUAAAGAUGAUAGACAGACGAUAAAAAAUGCAAGAAACUGUUGGCCGUGACAGAAAAUAAGCAAAAUGUAUAGCGUCCCAUAUAGAAAACUCUUGAACGGAUUCGGUUCUGCCAGUACUAUAUAACCCUAAGAGACUGAAAAGAAAGAAUCUUAGACUGACUGUGAAGAGGCAGGAAACUCACUAGCGUGCUGCGCUUGUAAACGCGGUUGUACUGUACAAUAAGCAAAAAAGUUCAAUAAAAUGUUUGUUAUAACAACGGUUCGCUCGUUUUAAAGACAUCUAGUUGUAAUGUGGGUAAAAAAACCCUCAGUUUUCUCAUUCAAAAUAGUGCCGGUUUAUUCACAGUGAUAACCGUUAUAACUGUUAGCUUAAAAAGGCAACCGAAUAACCGUUAGCAGCUUCAGUGGCGAGGCUAACGGUCAUUUUUCUUAGAUGGAAAUAUAAUUACUAACUUCUAGUCAGCAAAAUUGCCAAGGAUGAAUGUUUCAUUAAGGUUUAUUUUUAGUGCGCGGAAACUGAUAUGCUGUUCUGCUAAUGGGUUCUCAGCUUUUGAAAUAUCAAUAUUACUGUUAAAAAAUAUAUUAGCAUAGGGUCAGGUAAAGUUAUGAAACUGAUUUAAAUAGUCAUGUCCUUGUCUGAUAUGCUCUCUACUAACUUGACUGUAAAAUAUUUCAAAUUAAUAUUUUUAUAACCCAAAAUCAAAACAAACCUAUCAUUAAAAACACUGAUUUAUUGAAAUGCACCCUUUGAGUGAUUGAUUGUCAGAUAAUGAUCAUACAUAUUGCUGAAUAAUGUCUCCUCUAUUCAGACAACAAGUCUCUUCCAUUCAUGGCCAUGCUGAGGAACCUGAGGAACAUGAUUAUUAAAGGCAUCAGUGAAGCUCAUCAUAAGAAGAUCCUCAGCAGACUCACCAACAAGGUCAGAUCCAUCAAAACAAAAGAAAGCAUGAACUUAGUAAAUUUUUGUAACUGCUACUUUCUCUGUGUCUUUACAGAAAGCUGUUAUUCAGAGCCGACAGUUUCCUUUCAGGUUUCUUGCUGCCUACAAAGUUAUCAUGCAGCUUCAAACUUUAGGUGAGACAAAUACAGCUGAAGUUAACACAUGAAAACUCUGAGUAUGUCUCUUUUAAAUUUGGCGUCACACACUCUUUACUAUUCUGUUGUUUAGCCUUGGCAUCACAAAAGGCCAUUCCAUCUGGCAAAGAGAUCCUAAUAAGCAUCCUGAAGAAGAUCCCGAAGAGCAGGCGUUAUAAGCGCAUGAACUGGGAGACAACACAAAAGAGCAGACUGAGGGUGACACUCAGAGCGCCGUUUAUCUACAAGAUGUAUAAAAUGAAGAAAGCCCAGCUCAUAAAAGCCAAGUAUGAAAAUGUCUCAGAGAGUCUGUAUUUUUUUUCUCAAACUCUUUUUCUGAUUUUAUUUUUUCAGUAGCAAAUGUCUUGUUUUCUGUGAUGAUGCAGGAAAUAUAGGAAGAACAAGUAUAAACGCCACAAACAGCACUUCAAGAAAAACUAAAAAGGCUAAGGAAAGAGAAGACAGACAUUUAGAAAAGCCUGACAGACAGGAGUGUAUUCAAGGGAACCAUGUUCGGUCAUGUAAUACCACUGUUUUUGUUUCUGUGAACCCAGUGAGAGGCUGUUCACCGCUGACCUCUUGGAUCGUUACCGCAAAGCUCUCGAGACAGCCGUGCAGCUCUCCUGUCGCUACAACGUGCCCCCGCUUCCUGGACGGACAGUUAUCAUACUGUCAUCAGACAUGAGUUCAUACAGGAACCUAAAACUGGACUUCUGCCUACCACCAGACCCUGAGCAAAACGACGAGGAAAAGAAGGAAGAAGAAGAAGAGGAGGAGGAAGAAGAGGAGAACAGGAGGAGAGAAAAAGAGAAAACAGAAGAGGAUGAGAACUUUACUCCAUCUGUAAGGCCCUGUAACAUAAAACACAACCAUAAAUGUACUAUUACAUAAAUCUAACAUCUCCCUGUUUUCAUCAUCACUUUGUCUUCUCAGAUUGAAGAGAUCGCAAUUUUGCUUUCUCUGAUGAUCAAAAGCAGCGCUGAGGACUGUCAGCUCUACAUCUGUAACUGGGGCUCCUCUGAAGAAGUCAAGCUGAAGUCUGAUGUCCUUCUGGAUAAUGUCAGGACUGUGGUCAAACAAGUGAAGGUCUGCUCUGACAAGAAAAAAAAACUAUUUUAUGUACUUGCCAAUACCUUACUGCAUCAGUUCAAUCAUGUGUGAAUGGGCUGUCUCUUUAGGGAAGUCUUUGUUUAUGAAUGAUUCCUAUUUACAGGCAUUCACAGAGGAAAAUCACUGCAGAAAUGUCCUCCCCACAGUCUUCAACAACAAAAACAAGGUCAGUCAUUUUUAUAGUUUGAUUUCACCAUGAAAAAUCUUGCUGAUUUAUCCGCAGUUUCCAAGGUAAAGUCCAAGUUGUGCUCAGUAGAUGAAAAUUUCUACUAUAAAAUGAAUGACUGUCUGUAAUUCAUUAAAACAACAAAGAAAUCUGUAACUGGACCUGAGAUCAUUUCCACUGAUAUCAUUCUACAGCUUUGUUGAUUCAACACUUUAGAGGGUGAGAUCAAUCAGCUGUAUUCAACUUCAGUAUCCUACAUUUGUGCGCUCGUGUCUCUCAGAUUGACAACGCCAUCGUGCUGACUGACAGCUACGUCCCCAAUAGGGUUGAAUGGACCAUCAACAGCUACAGGAAGGAUGUAAACAACAAAGCUCUCUGUGUGCAGGUCUUCCUCCAUGAACGGUAAAUCUAAAUAAAUCAAGUAGAAUGUACAAAGAUUCUGAAUGUUUAGCUUUUUAUGGGUCCUUUCUCUAACAUUUGUGGAUUGAUAAUGUAUAGUUUUGUUGAUACCUUGCAGACACCAAGAGUUUGAACCUGAAAGGAACUGUGUGAGCCUGGUAGGCUUCAGCGAACAAAUACUCAGGUGAAUAUGAUGGCUUUGAAAUGAAUGUACAGCUUAGUUCAGAGCUGAGAGUUUUCAGAGAAUAUGAAAACUGGGAGAGUGGUUUAUGUUAAAUGGAAAAAAGCCUCAUGUAUGUCAGUAUGUAUCGAUAUACUACAUAAUACUGAGCUAUGCUGAGCAGAUAUUUGCAGUCCUGGAAUAUUAACGUUUUUCCUACAACUUGUCCAGGUUUGUGGCAGAGCGAGGAUCGUCCCGGCUGCUGGACCAUGUGGAGCAUUUGGACAAACUCUACAGCAUACCACCACCACUAGAGGGAGCUAAAAAACCACAGACCUCUAACACUGUUGCCCAAAUACCAGCCAGCCCAAAGCUAAGGUGGUUUUGAUUAUUUCCUGUGACAGUCACCUGACUUAACUUUUUAUUUCUUGCUUUCCUGUUAAUUAUUUAACAAAAACUACCCCGUCUGUCCCCAGGUGGAGAGGCGUCCGUGUGUUUGUCUCCUCCACCUUCAGAGACAUGCACGCCGAGCGGGACAUCUUGGUGCGCAGCGUGUUCCCAGAGCUCAGGCGUCGUGCUGCUCAACACUGCCUCUACCUGCAGGAGGUGGAGCUGCGCUGGGGCGUGACAGAGGAGGAGUCGGAGCGAGCCGCAGAGCUGUGUCUGUCAGAGGUUUGUCGCAGUCAGAUGAUGGUGGGAAUCCUGGGAGAGAGGUACGGCCUGGUGCCUCCCAAACCGGACCUACCUGACCUGCCUCAGUACAGCUGGGUAAGACUGAUGACAGUGAAGAGAAGUUUGAAGAGUUUUAGAGGAGGGCUGACUUCACAGAUGACAGUCAGAUCUUUGUUGUUUCCCUUUGUGCAGCUGGUGAAGGCUUCAACAGGCAUGUCCAUGACAGAGAUGGAGAUCCGUCAGUUUCAGGCUCUUUACCCCGACACAGCACAACAGCGGAUGUUCUGCUACUUCAGAGACCCAAACAUCACCAAGUAUGCUAUCUAUGCUCACUUUUAGAACCCUUCUUUACAAUAAGAUAUAUGAUGUUUUGGGAUUCUGUGUAGUUGAUUUAAAGGCUGUGACAAGCACUUUUCUGGAUAUCCUUUUAAGUUUUUAUUCCUUUUGUGUUAUUCAGAGCUGUACCUGUAGCGUGGAGAUCUCACUUUGCUCCUGAAUCAAAGGGGGCUGAGUCCAAAAUGGACUCUUUGAAGAGGAUGAUACGAAACAGUGAAGUCAAGGUCACUGAAAAGUGAGUAUGUCCUGAACUAUAUUUUCAGAAUAGUGGCUUAAAUUCCUUUUGUGGUCGUAAGUUUGAAAAGGUUGAUAUGAAGCUUCCCAACAAUUAAAGUUUUUGUGUCUAAACUGGAGCUUUUUUAUUCAUUUGUUUGUCAUAGUUACCCGUGUGAGUGGGGAGGUGUUGUGGAUGGGAAACCGUAUCUGAAAAACUUGGAGAACUUUGGCAAAGCUGUGCUGGAAGACCUGUGGACGGCUGUUUCAAAGCACUUUGUUGACGUGAGUUGUGAGAUUUAUUUGAUUUAUAAUUCAUUCAUUUACUGACUCUGUCACACUGAUCCCAUCUUUCUCACUUCUAGAUGAGUUAUAAUUUUAAUUUCCACAUUAAACGGCUUUGGAACAUCUUUCUCUUGAUACAACAACACAGCUGAUGUGCGGUUAACAUCUAACUAUUGUCCAUUCGACAGAAGGAUGAUGAUGCUGAGGCUGCGUCUGAUGUAAAAGAGCAGGAGGUUCACCAGGGCGCGCUGCAGAGACAUUUCUUUGGCAGACAGAAGCUGCUGAGUGCAGCUGUGGAGACGGUGGAGAAGGUCCAGAAUAAAGGAGGGAUGAUGGUGUUGGAGGGAGGACCUGGAGAGGGAAAAACUGUCUUCAUGGUACUUGUUUUUGAAAACCUGCUUUAAAACAUUGAACUGUUAUUGUAGGGUUUUAGAUGUUGGUACUCCUCUACAAACAGGAUGAACGGAGGGCAGAAAGGGUGUAAAGCAGGGUGACCGUAUUCUGACUUCCCAACUACAACUAUGCAGGGGGCGGAGUCACAGAGUCACACAAAGCUAAUUUUGAUAGUUUUUUGGGUCAGAUUGAGAGUCUUUUUCACACCUCUAACUCAGUAACUCCAUGUGACACAAACUUGAAAUUUCCGUACAAAACCACGGACGUUUGAAGGAUUUUAAAAACUUCCCCGGACCAAGCUGGACAAACUUGGACAGCCCCCAAAAAAGAGGACAUGUCCGUGUAAAAGAGGACGUAUGGUCACCCUAGUGUAGAGCAGGAUGGCAGAAUAAAGAGCACGAGAAAACAAGUCCCAGAGCUCUGGCUUAUAUCUUUUUACUGAAACUUCACACACAAGGUACCGAGUCUCAACUACAUGCAGCAAAAAAUACUCCUGGUAGACAGCCACACUCCCCAGGUGUAGCUGAUCCCCUAAUUAUAGCUGGUGUAGCUGAUCCCCUUGAUUACAGCAGGUGUAGCUGAUCGCCUUGAUUACAGCGGGUGUAGCUGAUUGCCUUGAUUACAGCAGGUGUAGCUGAUCGCCUUGGUUACAGCAGCAGGCCAGCAGAAGAGACACAACCUUCACCACCUAAUAGCAUUUACUUUAAAACAUAUUCACAAUAAACAAUAUGUACAAGUAACAAAUACUAUGCAAGUGACUUAUAAACUAAUACAGCUGAAAGGAGAUAUCUAAUAAACUGAGGAAAACCUAAACAACUCAAAACUAACAAAAUGUCCCCUCUCCUCCCUCUGCUGGACUUCUGUGGCUGCAUCUUCAUGUGUGCACUUGCCUUCCUAGAAAUAGACCUUGAAAUAAUGACACACAUGUUUCUCUCUCUGCACACAGGCUGCUCUAGCAGAGACCCUCAGGACCCUCAGAGUGAAGUCCAAGACCAAGUUCAUCUGUGACGUCAUCUCCUACUCUACAGCUGCCAGCCAAUCAGCUCGCUCUGUGGAGAACCUGCUUCAAUAUCUUAUUCGGCGGUUGAGAAUAAUGAAAGAUAGUGAAGAGGAAGCACCCAUUUCCCGUUCUUACAGGUGGACAGUUUUUAAAUUUACUUAGUAGAAAGUUAAACCAUCAUCAUGUUGUCCUUACACCAGCCUUUCACUGUCUUUUGUUAAUUUUGAAAACAGAGAUUUGCUGUCCGAGUUUCACUCCAGUAUCAGUGACAUAGAGAAAGACAGACCUCUGGUGCUGCUGGUUGAUGGAGUGGAUCUUGUUCAUGAUGGCAGAGGUCAGCUCUGCUCUGAUUGGAUACCACAGCAGCUCCCAAAGGUCAGUUACAGGGAUGGAAAACUGAAAUAAAGUUACCUCCGUCUUUGAGGCUUCUCUGUAUGUGUGAACAUUGGAUGUUUUAUUUACGGUUAAAUGUUUAUCAUGUAUUUCUCUGUUUCCUUUCUUAUCAGGGUGUUUGUUUAGUAGUGAGCGUCCCAUCCAGAGCUGCUCUGCUGCAAACGCUGACCAAGAGGGGAAGUUCUGUCCUGUUUUCUCUGGGUCAGCUCACCAUGCAGGGCAGGAGAGAGAUCGUUCAGAAGGGACUGAAAACCUUUGGGAAGAAACUCAGUGACUCUGCGUUCAACAACCAGGUUUGUCUCUAACGUUUUGUAUCACAUGGUUUCUUUUUUGUGUACUCUUGAUAGGUUUUACGCGUCCAAUUUCUCUGUCUGUUCAUAGAUACCUUCACUUGUUAAUGCACCUGUAAUUCUUCUUUAAACUAUAAAUGCUCCGUUUGCUUGUGCAGCUCCAGACUCUGAUUAUGAAGAAAGGAGCAGUGAGUCCUCUCUACCUGCACUUGGCCUGUGAAGACCUGAGGAACUACGCCUCCUUUGACAGGGUCUGUUUUUUUUUCUCACAAUUCCUCAGUAGGAAUACAGUUGAUUUCCUGUGUUAUUGGCUGUUAUAAUGCAAGAUUAGACUGUAUCUCCCUCCUGUGACCACACAAGAGGAAAAAAUUGGGGUGCUAACUGUCCUUGCGGUCUAAACACAUGUACCUUGUACAUCGGCUGCAGACCUCAAUGUGGUGAUCAUUGGUUUGACUCCCAGCUACAACCUGUAUCUCUACCGCUGUUCUGUCAAUUAAGACAACAUGCUCCAAAUAGUUAAAGAGAAAAGCGGUCAUAAAUUAAAGGAAUAUUGUUUAUUUUUUGUGUCCCAGCUGAAGGAAAACGUCGAGAGCUUACCUCAGUCUCUGAGUCAGCUGGUGAAGCACAGCCUGGACAGACUUUGCUUACAGUACAGAGGCAUGCUGGGACUCUGCUGGGCCCUGGGAGCUCUCACUGUCAGCACCACUGGUGAGAUGAGCGGAGCUUUUAUGGCUUUUUUCAGAAUCACUGUACAGAUUUAUUGAUAUGAAGAGCUACAUUACAAUAUUUAUGGUUUUGGGUUGUUAUAAAAUCGUAAGUUUGUACUUACCUGUCAACAUUUUGUCCUCUUCAUCCUCAGGCCUGAGGGAGACAGACCUGUACUCUGUCCUGAACACAUGUAAUGACUUAUCCACCCAGUAUGGACAGCCCACAUGGGAGGAAGCUCUUCACCUGUCUAGGAAGCCCAAAGGACGCGUUCCUAUGGCAACUUUCACUCGUAUAGUGCAGAGUUUACAGAGGUAAGAGUUUGAACUUAUGGUUAGGUCUGUUUUCAUCAUAUAUGUAGUGGAUGGGUCUAUAGAGCUAAUACAGAAGUGCUUCAGUUCUUCCUAUAAACCAGCAGGGGGCGACUUUACCAGGUUGAAAGAAGGAGGCCAAAUAUAACCUGACUUCCUAUUUGAUUGUUUUCCAGGACUUAAGUUUUUAACUUGCUAAACACAAAACCCCUUUGACUAAAAUUUAAACUAAUCCGGUGGUCACUAUUUAGACAAUCAAAAAGAUUUCCAUCGCUCAUGUGCUUUUCCUUCUUUUCUGCAGUCUGAUUGGAUCAUCUGAUUGCCUCAUGACUGACAACCAGCUGAAUUUGUCCAAUCCGGAGGUGAGGAGGGCCUUUGAGGAUUUCCUGCUGCCAACAGAGAGCGACAGAACCAGAGCUCACCUUGUACUUGCAGGUAGAUUACACACACCCUUUUCUAAAACAUCGGCGGUACAUCAAGGUUACUGUACACUUCAACUUCACCAUCAUGUCUCUUUGAAUGCAGCUCAUCUGUGGGCUGUAGCUGACCCUCAGGGAGCAGACACCUUCCUGCACUGUGAGGCCAACUCAGUCAUGCAGCUGCCCUCAAACCUGGUGAGCAAGUGAUUUCUAACUCUUGGAGACUUAAACAACAAAUGUCUAGAGUAUCUAGUAUAGAGAAAUGCAAUCAUUUACAUACAUUUAUUGCUGUAGAUUUGAACUCAUGUCUGAUUUUGUCUUUAACCAGAUUCAGAGUGAUCAGAUGGAGGCUCUUCACUCUCUGCUCUCCAGCUACUACUUUGUGUACGCUCAGGUGCGUCACGGCCUCCUGCACCAACUCCUGCAGACUUACAGCUCAUAUGGUCAGUGUGCAUGACUGAACUGUGUGAUUAAAACUAAACAGCAGGUUUCUAAAUUAACGUUUGUAUCCUGUAAAUUGUUCCCCUCUCUGUAGAUGAAGAGUGUGAUUCUGCAUCCUCAUGUAAGUUCUGAAAACUAACUGACUCACAAAAAAUCUUCCAAGUUUUCUUUAUUCCUCUUCAGCUCGUCUCUCUUCUUUCUCUCAGGCGGUUCCCAAAGUCUCCUUGAAGACUGUCGUAGUUUCCUGAAGCGUCACUCUCAGAUGUUCUCCUCUUGGCCGGCUCUUUUCAUCCAGCAGGCCCUCAAUGAACCUCCUGAGACCUCUGCUCACACCUGGGCACAGGGCCUGAUGGGUAAAGGAGGAGUCCGUGUUGUGGAGUGGCUGAAUAAUGACAAUGAGGUUCAGCAGGAGACCAGGUAAGCUGGUAGGACUGCAGUUGUUUCUGUUCAACCUUCUGUGUUCAGUGUUUAAAGUAAGUAUUCAUGUGUAGGAACGUUUUAGAAAUGUGAUGUGUUAAAUCUCAGUGAGCUGGUGUCGACCUUCUCCUCUGAGCCGACCUGUGUGGUUGUGAGCCCAGAUGAAGAUCUGAUGGUGGUCAGCACUGGACAGGGAACGCUGCAUCUCAUCAACACACAGACUGGACAGGUUUGAACACGACUUCUUUUACUUUUAUUGAGACGGAUCAGUUUGAUCAGAUUUUAGCAUUUCACAGAUUUUGUGACCUCGAUGGACUCACUUUUGGUUUUUUCAGGUCCUCCUAACUUUUUGAAAACUUGAUAUGUUCUCUUGUUUAAAGUUCAGACUCCAAUUUAAAUACAUUCAUCAAAAUAGGUUGUACAUUAGAUUGUCUGCAGUGAUCUUGUACAAAUGUUAAAACCAGUUUAGAAACAAGCUGAUGAGUCAAUCCAAUUUCUCCUCUGGUUUUGAACAGGAAGUGAAAUCUCUGGUGAGCAGCUGUGACGGCAUCUCGAGCUGUGUGUUUCUCAAAGAUGGCCGCCUCGCCACCACCUCCUAUGACGGGCGGAUAGAAAUCUGGGACAUCGGGAACAGCUGCAGGUGAGAGGAGAGCUGGACAGAAAGUUUAGCCUGUUUAAAUCACUUGGUGUCUGUUUUUGGUGGAUGUAGUUUAAAUUGACGGACUCAUGUUUCGUCUCUUUGCAGGACCGCUCUCAUUGAUGCCCACACUAACACAAUAACAGGAAGUGACAUCACUGCGGACAAGAAGAACCUUGCAACCGUGUCCUUAGACUUCACGCUGAAAGUCAGAACCAAGAUGAAUUAUUCAAACUUAACAUUCAAUUAUUAUGAAAGUUUGUUUAACAUCAUAGUUCCCUUUUGAUAGUGAUUACCUGACUUUUCUUUCCAGGUCUGGUCCUCGGCUAAAGGUAAUGAGGUUGCAGCCUUUCACAGCAAGAGUCCUUUGAACUGUGUGACCUUUGACCCCGAUGGUCACCUGCUGGCUGCAGGUUGCUGGGAUGGGAAUGUGAUCAUUUGGAACUGGCUCCAGAAUAAAACCGUCACAGUGAGUUUUACAAAGAGAUAAAUAAUCAGUUAAUCGUUUAUUUUGAUUAACACUCACCAAGAAAUAAGAUCACUUGGCUUUGGAUAAACUUUAAAACUGACAGAAAAAAUCUGUCCCUCUCUUCUAUUAUUCAACCAUGAGCAGGUAUUUACUUGGUAGCUUAAAAAAAGGUUUCAGAGAAGAAGUGUGUUACUGUGAUUAAAGGUUUUAAUGCUUAAAUAAUUAUUACCAUCUCUGUUUUGCUCUUCAGAAUCUGUCCGGUCAUCAGCGCUCUGUUCGCUCCCUCUCCUUCGCUCCCUCCUCCUCCUCCAUGCUCUGCUCCGGCUCUGUGUCUGGAGAGGUCAGGGUGUGGUCGGUGCCCACUUCCACCUGUGUGGGAUGUUUCCAGGCUCACAGCGGAGCCACAGAGACUCUCACCUUUGUGGAUGAAGGGAGCAUGCUGCUGAGUGCUGGCUCUGAUUACAUGGUGAGGAAACGCUGAACAAACUAAACCUUGGAUCAGAGAAAUGAAACCGUCUCAAUGAAGGUGAAUAAUUAUAUAUUCUGUAAAACAGCUUCACCUCUGGUCAGGAGGACUUGGACAUUCAGUGGCUACAUUAAAAAAUGAUUCAGUAAGUAUUUGAUUAAGUUUAUUAGGUCACAAUUUAUCUAUCUGAAUAUGUUUUGUUCAUCUUUAUGUCAUAAUUUAUGGAUGAAAUGAAAACGUUGCUGCUGUAAGGUAAUCGAGGCAAGAAUAUCUGACAGUCAGGGCUCAAUUCUGUCUUUAUUUUGUGUUUAAGUGUGAGCAGGAGCCUCCACACAAGAAAAAGAAAUCUGCAACAUCGGGGCCGGCUGCUCUGUGUGUGGCUGUCAAAGGAGAUUUUGCUGCAGUGGGAUAUCAUGGUGACGGCUUCAAACUCUUCAGUCUGGAAACAGGUGGGUUUCAUGUCACAAACAUUUCAUUGUUUUUGUAAGUCAAACCUCCUGUCUCUUUUUAUAUGGUGAUGACUUAAACUAAGACAGAUAUUGAAGGUAGAUGAAAAAUUGUAAUUACAAAAUAAAUCGACAAUUAUGUAGCUUAAGAUGAGAACAUGAGUUAAAAUGAUGAACAAAAUAUGCACAUUUUUUGACCAAACAGACAUGAUUGUUUUUGACACACAUUGUACAAGUCUCAGUGAGAUAUCCCCUGAAAGUAAAGAUUCAGAAACAUAAAAUAUUAUGAUUUUACUCUUUCAUUUAAAGACUUUGUAUCCAAACAGACCCUCACUGUUUCUGUCUAAUCGUAGGUGAGAAGAUUUGGGACUCGGGGAGCCUCAGCGUGUCCGUACCGUGCCUGCGAUGGGUCUAUUUGGAUGCCGAGGAGAAGGAACCUGAGCUGCUGGUGUCUGCAGGCAGCGACAUGCGUAUGAGAAUCUGUAGGAAGAGGGACGGAAAUAAAGGGCUGCUGGGAGGUCUGGACCAGUGGGCAGAUUUUGGUCGCCAAAGACAGCCUGUUCAGGCCAUGGAACAAAACUCCACAUACCUGGCUACGGCUUCAGGUGAGUGAUUGCAGUUUCAAAACACGACUGAACCUGUCUCUAGACUUAUAAGAAACUCUUUUCUCUGUCUUUCUGUGAAAUUAAGAUGACUGCACUAUUUUUCUGUGGUUGCUGAGUGAUCUGGCUGAAUAUUCCUGCGAUGAGCCUCAUACCAUGCUAAAAGGCCACACUGGAGGAGUCACAUGUCUGUCUUUCAGCCCUGAUGGGGAACAGCUGCUGUCCGGAGGAAAAGAUAAGGUAUGAUAAGUUUGUGCUGUAAUGUGUUUUUCCAGUCUGGCACGUAAAGUUUAAAAUCAUUAUCCUCGUCAUGUAUUGGUUUAACAUGCUAAUAAAUCUUUGAGUUUGUUUGUUUUAUUUUGGAUCCACCAUUAGUUACAACAAAAUAUGCAGCAACUUCUAUUCCUGGGGCCCGUAUCUUCUUUUCCAUUUUCAUUUUGAACUAAGACAAGUACUUACAAACAUUACACUUACAUAACACUCAUUCUACACUUCAUUCAUACAGUAGCUCUUAUUCUCUCUUGCUUGUUGAAAAUAAACCAAUACAUAAAUAAGAUGAAGAAAGUAAAAUGAAAAGACAAAAAAGAAAAACAGAACUUAUAAAUUCCACGUCUAUUUAUGAAACAACAUGGCAGCUGUCUCCUGAUAUUUAAAGUCUAUUUUCACCUCUUUAUCAGCAUCACAACUAACAACUAACAUGAGAAGAUGAACUGGAUCAAAACGACAAUAAUGACCAUGAUGACUGAUACCGAGAAUAUUAUUUAGAGUACCAUUAAAGUUUUAUAAAAUUGUGUGUGUUUGUGUGUGUUUCAGGCUCUGAUGGUUUGGGAUGUGAGUGUGACUCCUCCUGUUCUCUCCAAGUCACUCCCUCACGCUCAUAGAGACUGGAUCACCGGAUGUGUUUGGACUCCGGACUGUGUGGUAUAUACAGUAUCUCAUACUACUAUACUGAAGCACUGUUGUGUUUCUUUAAACAACUUGCAGUUCUUUGAGUUUGUACUUGAAAUUGGCUCCAAAAGCCAGGAAACCUCAUUAACUGUCUUAAUCAGACUCUCUUCUCUGUUCCAGAUCAGCUCGUCAAACGAUGGGAGGCUCUGUUUUUGGGAUCUGCAGGCGGGCAAACAUCUCAAAGAAAUCUCCUGGACCAGCUCUCUGACAUCUGUCUGCUGUCUGGUGAGAAAAUAUGAAACUUGUGUUCAUAAGGGAAUUGAGAUCGUAUCUUCACAGAAUUCUUAAAAGUGCAGUAAAUGAGGUCUCGGUUUAUGUUCACUGUCUACAGGGACAGUUUGUGGUGGCCGGCUGUGCAGAAGGAGGACUUCAUGUCUGGAACUGGGAAACAAACACAGAAAUCAGCCACAUUGCUGCUCAUAAACGGCGUAUUCACCACUGCACUGUCCUACCAAACACAGGUAAACUCUCUCUACUCCACAUGCAUUCUCUCUUUGUCUCUCCAACUUUGUUUAACAAGUGAUAAUUUCUUGAUUAGAUUAAAUAAUGUCUGCUCUUUCUUUCUUUUUUCAAGACAAAGACAAAGAAGUAAACCCAGAGGAAAUGUCUGUCCUCACUGCGUCUGAUGAUGGAACCGUGCAGCUCUGGAAACCUCUGCAGGUCUACCGUCUUUAAAAUAUCACUUUGAGUUUAACAUACUUAUUUAAGAAACAUGUAUAGGUUUUUUUUGAUUUGGUUAAUUUCAUUUCUUUAUUUUUUACUCAAAAUGCUAAAAGAGACCACCUUCUGCUUUUAAUAAUUACUAUUUUUUUGUAUCUUCAUGUACAGGUGGAGCACUUCAACACCUUCCAGGGUCACAGCGGCUCCAUACAUGGAGUUUCUCCCAAGCAGGGACUCCCAGAAUUCCUCUCUGUCUCUGAAGACUGCUCGCUGCGACGCUGGACAUUGACAAAAGGUUAAACUUUAAAUCCUGCUUUUAUAACAAAAACAAAUUAACUCCUCUUGGAUCCAUUUUUAAAAGUACGAACAUCAUAACUACUGAUCAACUAAGUGAAAAUGAAAUGUCAUGAAAUGUCACUUCAGUUUCCUGUCCUUAAAGUACACACCUUCAUUCUUCUAAAUUGUGUCAGUAUGUGUCCAGCCCUCCAAUUAUAAUGAGUUUUAUUCACAGACAGCUGUUUUGUGUCUUUUCAGAGGGUCCUACCAGCCUGAGGGGUCCGGUCACAGCUCUGUGCUUCUCUCAGAUGGGUAAUCUGCUCCUUGUUGGUUAUGAAUCUGGUUAUGUGGAAAUGUGGCAGAAGAACACUGUGGUCGGACACAAACAGGUGAGGAACAUGCAUGAGAAGAGGUUGAACACUGGACUCACAGCUGGUUUUAAACGCUGGUGUUUGCGCGCGCGCGUGUGUGUGUGUGUGUGUGUGUGUGUCAGACUUCAGCCAGCGCAGUCACAGCGAUCUGCUCCAUGCCUGAUAACAAGUUUGCUGUCAGCUACAUGAAAAAAACGGUGGACGUGUGGAGGCUGGUGUGGAAUGAAGAGCGUACCUCCGCCAGGUAAACAAAACUAACCUGCCUAUAUUUGUGUACACGUACUAACAGACUUUAUAUUAAACAGGAGCCAGUGACUGUUGUGUUUUUGUCCCCCUCAGCCUGGUGAGGUUCAAAACAUACGAAGUUGAAGACCCCGUGGUUCACCUCAUGUACUUCAGGGUCCUGUUGGGAGUGUCAUUCAACGGAACAAUAAUGGACAUCGUUAGGAACAAAGACGACGACUGGGGCUACAAAAUCUCAGAGUAACACAAGAUACAAUCUAAGAAUGGAUGUUUAUUUGAUAGAUAAUUGUCUGACUUAAUUCAUAGUUUUCUACUUUUUUUUACUGUAUGUUUUAUUUAAUAUCUACAUUUUAUUUGAUGUGAGUUGAAGUGAAUCUAUUUACAGCAACACUGAACGUAUUAUUGUCAAUAUUACACCAGUGGAUGCUUUGAAUCCAGAUUCUUUCCUGGAGGUAAAGGGUUAAAGGUCCCUAUUUUUUUGUCUUUUUUGCAGCUGGUCGGAGAGAGUUCGGGUAAUGCAGUCGAUUCCUAACGACCAGAAGAGCAUGUGGCUGUUGGGAGAAGCAGAGGGACAAGUUGAGCUUGGCUUCUUGGUGAGUUCUGAUGAAGGGAUUCAAAAGACUUUUCAUUGAUAGUGAAUUAAAACCUAAAGGCUAGUGCAUCGCUUACUUUGUUGGCCAAUGCCUGCGUGUUUUUCCCCCCCUAGAUGAUUGUGAGCCCCAAAGAGAGGUUCAAUACAAAUUUUAGCUCUUCAAAAGUGGAGACUGAUGAAGAGGAGCAGAAAGGGAGCCUGAUCACAGCGAUAACUAUGGACGAAAGUACGAACAUGCACUGUUUAUAUUACCCACUGUUACUACUGAAAACAUUGAAAUUACAAUAAGAACUUCUUAAUACUGUGCUGUGUUCUUUCAGACUUAUUUGUGUGUGGAGACAUUCAGGGCAACAUGUGGUUCAUCCAGCCUCCAGAACCUUCCACAUGGCGCAACAAAAAACCUGUAAGAAUUCAGAGAAGAGCAGCAUAACAGUUUACGCCCCAAGACGGUGUAUUUGCAAUAAACAGUGAUUUUCUGUGGUUCCAGGAAACAAUUAAAGCUUCUAAUGUCUCCUAAACUCUCAAUAUUGUUUUUAUCUUGAUGUUUGAUCCUCAGGCCCACAGUGACAGGAUCAGCGUGCUCAGACUCACAGACAGCACCAUCAUCUCUGCGUCCUACGACAGGACGGUGAAGCUGUGGGACAGAAACACCAAGAAACAGGUACACUAGAGACUGAUGAACUGAUGUUUUUUUAUACUUUGUUGUUUGUUUGUUUUUUUGUAUGCAGAUGUCACCCUUAUCCUCUCUUUCUCCUCCUCUAGGUGGGGAUGUUUGUGUGUGGAGGUCCUGUUCUGCUUCUGGAGGUGAACCCUAAAAAACCCACUGAGCUGGUCUGUGGUGACGGACAGGGGAAGAUCUACUUUCUCUCCUGGAAACAAUGA
Messenger RNA from Xyrichtys novacula (pearly razorfish), 20376 nucleotides. The record is from the annotation of a GenBank genome assembly. NCBI's taxonomy places the organism in Eukaryota, Metazoa, Chordata, Actinopteri, Labriformes, Labridae.